AUGGCAUCAACAGCUGGAGCCACAGGAUGGCUGAGGGGAAUAGUGAAAGGUGUUCCAUCUGGUGACAGCUUGGUGAUAAUGGGCAACUCCAAAGCCGAGAUUCCUCCAGAGAAGACCAUCACUUUAUCAUCCCUAAUGGCUCCCAAGUUGGCUCCCCGUAGAGGUGGUCUGGAUGAGCCGUUUGCGUGGGAGAGCAGAGAAUUUUUAAGGAAACUUUGCAUUGGGAAGGAGGUGACUUUCCGGGUGGAUUACACUGUACCGUCCAUCAAUCGGGAAUUUGGUUCUGUUUUCCUUGGAGAUAAGAAUGUGGCUUUGCUGGUGGUUGCUGCAGGCUGGGUAAAGGUUAGAGAGCAAGGUCAGCAGAAAGGAGAAGCUAGUCCUUUCUUAACAGAGUUGUUACGACUUGAGGAACAGGCUAAGCAGCAAGGCCUAGGCCGCUGGAACAGGGUGCCUGGUGCUUCUGAAGCCGCCAUUAGGGAUCUGCCUCCUUCAGCCGUCAGUGAUUCUAGUAAUUUUGAUGCUAUGGCUUUAUUGGCCGCUAAGAAAGGUAGCCCUUUGGAGGCUAUUGUGGACCAAGUUCGCGAUGGAAGCACAAUUCGUGUUUAUUUGCUGCCAGAAUUUCAGCAUGUUCAAGUGUUUGUUGCUGGUAUCCAGUCUCCAUCUGCGGGUAGAAGGGCUGCCUCAGAUGCUGUUGUUGGUACAGUGGGUUUGGCCAAGUAUGUUGAGUGGAGUGCUAGCUUGCUGGAAGACGAAGCCAAGCGGAGGUUGAAAACCGCUGAACUCCAAGCAAAGAAGUCUAGAUUAAGAAUCUGGACCAAUUAUGUUCCACCUGCCACAAAUUCAAAGGCCAUUCAUGAUCAAAACUUCACAGGAAAAGUUAUUGAGGUCGCAAGUGCUGAUUGCAUUGUUGUUGCUGAUGAUUCCUUGCCAUUCGGAGAUCCAGCUGCAGAGAGACGAGUCAAUCUGUCAAGCAUUCGGGGCCCUAAAAUGGGUAAUCCGCGUAGAGAUCAAAAACCUGACCCCUAUGCUCGUGAUGCCAAGGAGUUUCUCAGAACCCGUUUGAUUGGCCGACAAGUGAAUGUUUCUAUGGAAUAUUCCAGGAAGGUUAGCUUGGCAGAAGGACCAGGUGCCGUACCUGGGUCCACAGACUCAAGAGUGAUGGAUUUUGGAUCGGUUUUCCUUGUCAAGGAUGGGGAUGAUGCUGCCGCUUCUGGAGCUGGCAGCCAACAAGGUGGAGUGAACAUAGCUGAGCUUUUAGUUGCCCGUGGGUUUGCGACUGUUGUUAGGCAUCGGGAUUUUGAGGAGAGGUCCAAUCAUUAUGAUGCCCUCCUUUCUGCCGAGUCGCGUGCGAUUUCCGGAAAGAAAGGCAUGCACUCUGCCAAGGACCCUCCCGUGAGGCAUGUGACAGAUUUGCUAACGGCUUCUGCAAAGAAAGCGAGAGACUUCCUACCCUUUCUGCAACGUAAUAGGAGGAUGUCUGCCGUUGUCGAAUAUGUUCUCAGUGGACACCGAUAUAAAAUUGAUAUUCCCAAAGCAACAUGCAGUAUUGCGCUCUCGUUGUCUGGAGUUAGGUGUCCGGGUCGUGAUGAGCCUUAUUCAGAUGAAGCUAUUGCCUUCAUGAGGAGAAAAAUAAUGCAGAGGGAUGUUGAGAUCGAAGUCGAAACUGUUGAUAGAACUGGAACUUUCUUGGGAAGCGUUUGGGAGAACAGAACCAAUGUGGCCAUACCACUUUUAGAAGCUGGUUUGGCAAAAAUUCAAUCUUUUAGCAUUGAUAGGGUCCCAGAAGCUCAUCUGCUCAUCCAAGCCGAGCAAUCUGCCAAGCAGAAAAAGUUGAAGAUAUGGGAAAAUUAUGUUGAGGGAGAGGAAGUUUCUAAUGGUUCGGGUUCAGCAGCAUCAGCUGAAAGAAGACAGAAAGAAGAAUUCAAGGCUGUGGUCACAGAAGUUCUGGAAGGUGGUAAAUUUUAUGUUCAGUCAGUUUCGGAUCAGAAAGUGGCCUCAAUACAGAAGCAACUCUCUUCUUUAAACCUUCAAGAAGCUCCUCUGAUUGGCGCCUUCAGUCCUAAAAAAGGGGAUAUAGUUUUGGCUCAAUUCAGUGCAGACAAAUCUUGGAAUCGUGCAAUGAUUGUGAGUGCUCCCCGUGGUGUGGUGGAAUCUGCAAAUGACAAGUUUGAGGUGUUCUACAUCGACUAUGGGAACCAAGAAACCGUUCCCUACAGCCAAUUGCGUCCUCUUGAUUCUUCUGUAUCUGCAGCCUCUGGCCUUGCCCAGCUUUGUAGCCUGGCCUUUGUCAAGGUCCCAGGUUUAGCAGAUGAUUAUGGGCAGGAGGCUGCCAUUCGGUUGAGCGAACUCCUAUUGAGUGCUCCCAAAGAAUUCAGGGCCGUGAUUGAAGAUAAGGACACUUCGGGUGGGAAAGUCAAGGGACAGGGAACCGGGACUGUCUUCAUGCUUACCUUGAUCGACACUGAAGCUGAGAUGAGCAUAAAUGCAAUUAUGUUGCAGGAAGGGCUUGCUAGGUUGGAGAAGAGGAGGAGGUGGGAAUCCAAGGAAAGGCAGCAGACUUUUGACGAGCUGGACAAGUACCAGACUGAAGCACGUGAGAAGAGGCUCGGGAUGUGGGAGUAUGGUGACAUUGCCUCUGAUGACGAGGACUCUGCACCUCCGGCCAGAAAAUCUGCUGCUGCUGCUGGAAAACGGUAA
Striga hermonthica is the source of this 2697-nucleotide messenger RNA. Lineage: Eukaryota; Viridiplantae; Streptophyta; Magnoliopsida; Lamiales; Orobanchaceae. The record is from the annotation of a GenBank genome assembly.